AUGUAUACAACAAAACCAAAAACAGAAUAGAGAACUACUUUUUCAUCGACAUUCACGCGUACACAGAUCGUUUUCUCUUCAAACAAACCCUAGCACCAAAAAUCUCCCAAAAAAAAUUCCCCCUUUUGAUCCAAUUUUUACUUCUUAUCUAUUUUUUUGUAAUUAAUUCAACCAAAACUCCUUUUUUUUUAAAAAUUUCUGAACCUAACUGAUGAUGUCGUUUAGGGUUUUGAUGAAGAAAACACAGUGAUGUACAAUUCGGAUUCGGGUUGUUGUUCGAUUUAUAUGGGUAAAAAAGAAUGCCGGAGUUGCGGAGUGGGGUUGUACGUAAGCGCGGUGGAGCUCAAGUAGCAGCGACGAAAAAGAAAAGAGGCGGCGGUGCUGUUGGUGGUCGGUGUUAUAUUAAGACUCGGGCUGCGAAGGCCAAAGAAGCAGCAGCUGCAGAAGCUAAUAAGGUGGUUGUGGCGGUCGAGGUGAAGGAGAAGGAGAGAGUAGAGGUAGAAGAAGUUGAAGAGGAGGAAAAGAUGGGGGAUGAGAGUGGCGGUUUGAGUGCUAAUAAUAAUAACAAUAAUAAAGCGACUGCACAAGAAGAUGAUAACGCUAAUCUUUUUCCUGAACAGGUGCAAGUAGGAGGAUCACCCCUUUAUAAGGUUGAAAGGAAGUUAGGUAAAGGUGGUUUUGGACAGGUGUUUUUGGGUCGUCGUCUUACUGGCGGGAAUGAGCGUGCUAACGGUCCCUUGGCUAUGGAGGUUGCGCUGAAGUUUGAGCAUAGAAAUAGCAAAGGCUGUAGCUAUGGUCCUCCGUAUGAGUGGCAAGUUUACAAUACUCUUGGUGGCAGCCAUGGAGUGCCCAGAGUGCAUUAUAAAGGAAGGGCAGGAGACUAUUAUGUUAUGGUUAUGGACAUGCUAGGGCCUAGUUUAUGGGAUGUAUGGAAUUCCUCUGGACAAUCAAUGUCUGCAGAAAUGGUGGCCUGUAUUGCAGUUGAGUCUUUGUCAAUUUUGGAAAAGCUGCACGCAAAAGGAUACGUGCACGGAGACGUAAAGCCAGAAAACUUUUUACUUGGCCAGCCAUCAACGCCGCAAGAGAAGAAGUUGUUUCUAGUUGACUUGGGACUGGCCACAAAGUGGAGAGACACUUCAAAAGGGCAGCACGUCGGAUAUGAUCAGCGUCCCGACACAUUCAGAGGGACUGUCCGGUAUGCAAGUGCGCAUGCUCACUUGGGAAGGACUGCCAGUAGAAGAGAUGAUCUGGAAUCACUUGCAUACACACUAAUUUUUCUUCACAGAGGGAGGCUGCCAUGGCAGGGUUAUCAGGGUGAUAACAAAUCAUUUCUUGUCUGCAAAAAAAAGAUGGCAACAUCUCCGGAGAUGCUGUGUUGCUUCUGCCCUGCACCUUUUAGAGAAUUUCUUGAUACAGUAAUUAACCUGAAAUUUGAUGAAGAACCAAAAUAUUCAAAGUUAAUCUCUCUAUUUGGGAGCUUGCUUGGAGCUGAUCCUGCUAUAAGACCGAUCAACACUGAUGGUGCCCAAAAGGUUAUCCAGGUCGGCCAAAAGCGGGGGAGGCUGACUUUAAAUGAGGAAGAAGAGCAGCCUCAGAAGAAGGUUCGCAUGGGAGUUCCUGCGACACAAUGGAUAUCAAUUUACAAUGCCAGAAAGCCUAUGAAACAGAGGUACCAUUAUAAUGUUGCAGACCAAAGAUUGGCACAACACGUGGAGAAAGGGUCUGUGGAUGGUUUGUCUAUAAGUUGUGUAGCAUCGUGUUCCAGCUUAUGGGCUAUUAUCAUGGAUGCUGGAACGAACUUCACCAGCCAAGUUUAUGAGCUGUCGCCUUUCUUCUUGCACAAGGAGUGGAUCAUGGAGCAGUGGGAGAAGAACUAUUAUAUUAGCUCUCUUGCAGGUGCCACCAAUGGAAGCUCUUUAGUAGUAAUGUCAAAAGGCACACAGUUCACUCAACAGUCUUAUAAAGUGAGUGAGUCGUUUCCCUUUAAGUGGAUAAGCAAGAAGUGGAAAGAAGGGUUCCACGUGACCUCCAUGGCAACUGCUGGCUCUAGGUGGGCUGUUGUUAUGUCACGCAAUUCAGGCUUCAGUGACCAGGUGGUAGAGCUCGAUUUUCUUUAUCCCAGUGAAGGCAUUCACAAGCGGUGGGAUAAUGGUUAUCGUAUUACUGCAACAGCUGCUACGGCAGACCAAGCUGCCCUUAUCCUGAGUGUGCCUCGCCGAAGACCUGGUGAUGAGACUCAGGAAACUCUGCGAACAUCUCAGUUUCCCAGCACACAUGUCAAGGAGAAGUGGGGAAAGAACCUCUAUCUUUCUUGUCUAUGCUAUGGGCGCACUGUAUCUUGAAAAAUUUGUGACCAAUUGUUGUAAACCUGACAAUGUAUUGUAUCUCCUCUUUUUCUUUGUUUCAUUGUCAAUUGUAAAAUCGAUGGCAAGGUCAGAUGCCUUUGAAUGUCAUGCACAGGAAAUUUUAGUUGUCCUAGCUGUUUAUGUUAGCUGGUAUGUAUAGCAGCUUUUUGCUAUGAUGUCUCUGAUAUCCAAAGUUACAGAAAAAUUGUCUGCAGCAAAACUAAUCGUUUAGAUUUUGCAGCAAAAUUUCAUCGUGUGCUCGUAUUGCUGGAAAAAGUAUUGUAUUUUAACCUA
Molecule: messenger RNA, 2639 nt
Organism: Nicotiana attenuata
Lineage: Eukaryota; Viridiplantae; Streptophyta; Magnoliopsida; Solanales; Solanaceae
Product: casein kinase 1-like protein HD16
Exons: 16
Coding region: 300-2342 (680 amino acids)
Biological process (GO): endocytosis; signal transduction; peptidyl-serine phosphorylation
Cellular component (GO): cytoplasm; nucleus
Molecular function (GO): protein serine/threonine kinase activity; ATP binding
Source: RefSeq, a predicted model, not a curated record